AUGAUUGAGAUUAAAGCUAAAUUUAAAUUAAAAUAUUGUAUAAUAAAAAGACCUGUGGUUGACCUUGUGGUAUUAUCAGAUGACCUAAUAAUGAUUGACCUGAAGAAGGUUGCGUCAGGUGGUUAG
This is a messenger RNA of Funneliformis caledonium, 126 nucleotides long. The record is from the annotation of a GenBank genome assembly. Lineage: Eukaryota; Fungi; Glomeromycota; Glomeromycetes; Glomerales; Glomeraceae.